This is a messenger RNA of Blastomyces gilchristii SLH14081, 3370 nucleotides long. RefSeq lists its product as uncharacterized. Gene Ontology annotation, molecular function: DNA-binding transcription activator activity, RNA polymerase II-specific; transcription cis-regulatory region binding. The coding region runs from base 2278 to 2958 and encodes 226 amino acids. Lineage: Eukaryota; Fungi; Ascomycota; Eurotiomycetes; Onygenales; Ajellomycetaceae. The transcript is spliced from 3 exons. Gene Ontology annotation, cellular component: RNA polymerase II transcription regulator complex. The record is from RefSeq and is a predicted model, not a curated record.
GUUUCGUCUGGUUUAAACUCAAACAGAGCAUUGACGGCAAAAUUGCCAAUUAGGACGCCGAUCACUAUCGUUGUGCUCCAGCAUUCUGCAUAUCCUUGAGAAAUGAUUUGGUAGCUAAUCAUCUUGUCUGUGCCUGGUUCCGCUGUCGUAUCCUUGGGGUGUAUCGACGCCGAUGCCUUUCCUCGUGGCAUUGGUCACUUCUCAUGUCUAGAAUGGCUGACUAAAUUAUAGGCUGCUUACUGCAUCCGCUAGAUAUGCGUCCCAGUGCUUACCUCAUACUGCUGGAGAGAGAAAAGCGUGUAGUUAUGUAUGCUGGAACGGUUAACUACAGAUUGAUGCUGGUGGUGAGCUGCUCUGCUGGGAUACCACUCGACUUCUCCCGAAAUGAAGAUAAGGAGGGAGGGAUGAGAGAAAAAAGGGAGAGGGUCGGGUGAUGGUCGCCUUGGAAUAGCGUCCGCAACGCCGAUGAUUUUGACCGGGGCUUCGGGAUAACUAGAGGAUUGCUGCCAAAAGCGCUCACCGCUGGAAAUAACCGCCGUGACGCAUGGAAAUUGGGGCUAUUUUAAGAGGAUCUCUACGGAGUACUUGAAUACCCCAAGUUCAGCCCUACGCCAAGGGGAAGUGAUAAAUGUUGCCAAUCACAAUUCAGCAUUCUGCCAGGCAAAAAUGACCAGCAACUUCGCGAUUCGCUUUUGCAUGCUCCUACUGGCCAAUAUCUUCUCGAGGCCGAUGCUGCGCCUGGCUCUAUGGGGUUAGUUUCUGCCCAACUAACCCUCACGCCAAACGGGAAGAUAGGACUCGCGAUCAUUCGAAGUGAACAGUUCGAAAGACUAAAAACCUUUCUUCCAUGCAUUCUGAUUACCACGGCAGAAAUAAUAAUAGCACGAAAGAGAACGAUUUGCGGUGGGAAUGCGGGGCGGAUCAGCUGGUGCAUUUUCUUUAGUCCUCAUAUUCAUCCCAGCGGAUUAUUCACGCUGCACGCCAGGUAGUUGUCAAGGGCUUUUCAACAGUGGGAGGCAAACAAACAAGUUCCAUAAAAGCAAGCAAGGGAGACAAACGAGGGCUCACAUUCAAUUCCUGGAGUUCGAGUCUACCCAGGUCAGCUAGGAAAAGGCGGCCGACACCUCUCCGGAAUGGCGAUACGAUGCAGAGUGGCAACAGGCAAGCGGUGCUAGCCUUGUUGGACUGCCAAAUCACCUCCUGGCGUGGUCGAUGAUAGAAGACUCAUGAGAUUUAUGACCGUCCCGAAAUCACAAGAGAAACUUCCCGCCGCCCUUUUUUUCCCCCAGAAUUGCGUGGAUAUCUCUGCCAAUAAAUAUCCAUUAAACUAUUAUCUCAACCAAUAGUCGUGCACCGCGCCGAUACUCUGAAAGAGGGAAAUGGAGGGGAAACGGAGGAGUGUCAUUCGCGUUUUUCAGGAUGGAUCGAAAUCAAUCCGAUCUAAUCUGUAGUUUUAGCUUGGUCGUCAUUGUAACUACCGGCCAAGUAAAAGGAGUUAUAGUUAACAAAAUAAUGAAAUGUCCAAGGUUCAGCUAGGGAUUCACCCCCUGUUGACUUUUCCGGUGUGUUUCCGUGUACAGAGAGGAUUCUUCUCUAUAGGCCUAUGUUGAUGGGACUGAAAGCUUGUCUCAAGGCGGGCAUUGCGCACCUCGAGACUGCGCAGCUAAACUGGUUUUUGUAUGAAGGGGUGGGGGUGAUUCAAUUGUGCUUAUUCCGCGGCGGAACAUGGGGCAAGAUGCGCAAAAUAUUCCUCAGACAGCAUAGCAUCACUCAGCAGCGAGGCGCCAUGACAUGACCCAAUGCCAUCCGUUCGAAUUAUAUCGCCCAAUUUCUCUUUCAUCGUCCACUCGGCAUAUACGAACCGGAGAGAGCUUUUAGUAUGCGCCUGGUAAACCUUGCUAUUUUCACGGGAAGCGAGUCAUUGCCAAUAAUCACUAAAAUAUCGCUGACAGCGCGCUCAGCGCACGUAGUUUCUUUGCCUUAUUAGUGCUCGGGGCCAAGAGUCGAUAUGAGCUGUGAUAUCUUCGGAAUCAAGAUAGUAGGAGGGUGGCGGGGGGGGGUUGUCCUAGAAAUGGCGAGGAAGGUUUUGUGGAGAAAUUUGCUUAUAUUAUAGAGAGACAAACCCCUUCAGAUGUUUGAACCUCGAUUGUCGCCUUCAUAUUUCAUGCUGUUUGGCAAUCAAUCACCCAGAAUGGUGAUUGCUCCUACAAUUACAUACCAAUAUUGAAUUCGUGCUAGAAUCGAAUCUUCCAGGGGUAUUCUUCAUUCAUAUUGGAAAUGGAUUACAGAUUCGCCGUCUCUCCUCCCCACUCCCCUGAAUCAUUACAGCUUCCUUUCAACGCUGGACCAGCAGAGGUUGCUUCAGAUCUAUCCAGCCCCACAUCUCCCAGCGGCAUGACACAUUCGAUAUACACAAACAUGGGAACUCCUUAUGACAUGAUUCCGUUUGGCAACGAUUCAGCGCCUUACUAUGACCCCAUGGCAGGGAAGAUUCCUGUAGAAUAUAUUGGUUCCACCACACUUGAUGAGCAUGAUAGGCGACGAAAUAAACCAAAUAGUUCUAAAGACAAGGAAAAUGUUUCCAACAUGCACCUAAGGCGGCGCGCUCAAAAUAGAGCGUCUCAACGUGCGUUUCGAGAAAGAAAGGAAAGACACCUUAAAAGCCUCGAAGGCAAGCUACAUGAUCUUCAUAGCAAACAUCAAAAUCUGCUUCAAUCCUACCACCAGCGAACAGAAGAAGUACAGCAACUCAACUCUCGCAUUCAAAAUUUAACCGCAGAGCUUGAUCUGCUGAGAUCAGCGACGGACGGCACGAUUGACGACAUUCUAACACCAGACAAGUUCGAUAUCGUGCCAUAUACAAUGUCAAGUUCCGGCCCGCAAUAUUACUUUGAUAAGGAGGCUUUGAAGACGAAUAGCGAUCAAGGGGAAUACAGCUCUAACUCCGAUGGUUUAUAGAAACAGAUGGCUUGUGAGGGAGCGGCAUAUUGGGAUGACUUGAUGAUAUUCCUAUUUCUAUUCUAUUUUUUUUCGUCUGGGACUCUGCUUGUAAAUAGAACACAUGCUCGGCGCUUACAGGGUAGUUCGUUAUUCCUUCUUUUCGUCUACGGAAUGUAGGUGGUUUUGAAAUUGUCCGAAUUAGCUACCUUUUAAUUGACGCAUGAUGUGUAUUCCUACGAAGAUUUUGGAGACUGCUCCUUUAUGCCUAGGCUUGACCGCUCCCUGUUUUCAAGCACUUCAUUUAUGUUUUCAUUAGGCCUUGCAAAGUUCGCCAAUAACUGCAGUCCGAUACCGCUGAUAUCCUGCACAAGUUCUUAGAAUACCAAUCCCUAAUGCACACCAAUUUAAUAAUGCAAUAAGUUACCUACCC